CAUUCCUAUGCACAGUAUGCAGUGACACCUCUGCAGCUAUUGUGCUCGCAAGCGGCUCCGCUGCUGCUGACUGAAUGACUGACUGAGUUUCCCGCCUCUACAAACGUAAACGCAACUUUCUUUCACUACGGUUGUUGCGGGGCUCUGCAAACUCAACAGUCAUUUUAUGAAACUUCAGAAUGAAGUUUCACCCGGUUUCGCGUGUGAGACGGUUUUCUGGUGUGACUCUGCAACGUGUUCUGAGCCCCUGAGGUCUUGGGAGUCGGGAGGGGCGAAAAAAUUGAGAAGACGCAGCCGUCACUUUCUGCGGCAGUCAUCCUAAAGCUUCCGCUUCAGACAGACCCGCUGAGAUACUCUCUCAUCCCAAGGCCAUCUUCUCUAGGGGUGGUUUGCCAGAACUUUGUCUUUGGUGUAAGUUGAGCAAGGAGGAUCUGUCAUCAGGUGCCAAGUGAUAUGAGGGUUCGUGUGGAGAGACAGGCGCAUAUUGGCCUCAUGAGCUCCACGGCCUCCGAGAAGACAUCCGCUGUGCUGGGAGUGAAGAGUCUCGGAAAGGAGACUUCGGCAAGUAAUGGAGAUGCUCUCAUAUCCAUGAACUACGGCUUGCCUGUGAGCGUAUCCCCUCAGGCUCUGGUCCAUUAUUCAUUCGGGACUUUGGAGGGGGACUUACUGGGGACAGAGGGCAGAAUACUGAAGUCUUUGGAUACUAGGUCUAAGAGUUUGGAUUGCUUAGAUGAGACCUACAGGUCCAAAAACUGCAGCUGUGGGGCUGCAAGGCACGGGGAAGAAGGGUUGUACGUUUGCCAGAUGUGUGGGUUUUGCGAUCCAGUGGAAAGCGAAGAAGGCUGCCUGGAGAAUAGCUUUCCUCCUAGAAGCUGGGGAACGGUGCCCCAGCAGAGGAAAGCAGAAGGGUUUUCUUCUGAUGUUACUUGCCUUGCUGAAGAACAGCCAACGUUGAGUGGCUCGGAUGGAGAACUGUGCCAGAUGGAACUUGUAAUCGGCCAAAACACAGAGAGCCUGCCGUUCUGCGGGCUGGAUUUGAGGCGAAACAGUAUGCCAGUAUCCUCACCACAAGGGCCUCAAUGCACCAAUGGCUGCGGAACUGCCAUGUAUAACAAACUGUGUGACAGAACUGACUUCGUAUGUGCCGUGUACCAUAAAAAUGGCUUCUCUAGUCUGGAAAGGCUCAGCAGGAAAACCAAACCCAUAUGCUUUCAGGGCAGAUGCCUUAAGAGGUCCACGCCCUUCAGGUUGUCUGUACCUGACUGUAGUGACAGCGAGGGCACUGUGUCUGACAGCGAGUUUGUGCGUAACAAGAAAGAGCGCUCUACUGUCCUUGUCAGGAGGUACCUCAAGAACAAUCAGAAGAUCAAAAAGACAGUGUGCACAGGCACCAGAGCUAUAGUGAGGACUCUACCCACCGGCUGCUUCUCUGACAGAAUCUGGGAGUCUGUUUGUGGGAAAACAUGCCAACUUGGCGAUGAGGCGAGAGGAUACAGCAGAGCGCUUCAGGCCAUCCAGCUGCAGGUUUCCAGGGCCCUUCUCACAUACCCAGGGGUCAGGUUUGCAGAGAUUGACCAUGUUGAUCCUACCCUGAGUCCUGAGGUCUAUCUCCUGCACCCGUCCAGAAAGCUGCUUGCCCAGGCUGUGUCAUGGCUGCCGGUCUCCCUGUUGCAAAUUAGAUUCAGGGCCUGCCUUCCUAGAACCAGCAUUGCAGCUCGUCUGAGCGGGGCCCUGCUGGAAGCCACAGCUGCUCUCGGGGCCCGAAGUUCUCUGUCUAGCUUCACUGUUGGCUCCACAGGUCGAGCGAUGCUGAAAGAACGGCAGCUGUGCAGCUCCAUGGGCAUCAGUAAGGAACUAGCCGAUCUGCGGCACCUCAUCCAGUUCCCUGAGGAAAUCGCCACCAUCCUGACAGAACAGGAGCAGCAGCUGUACCGCCGUGUCUUCCCACUUGACUACCUCAGCUUUCUCACCCGAGACCUGGGAAGCCCAGAGUGCCACAAACGCCACCCGCACCUGAAAGCCUCCCUGUCCGCCCCCAUCAUGCCCACUCAGAAUGACCACCACAACACGGUAGAAGACCUCGUCACAAGAUUCAAUGAGAUACUCGGCAACUACAAUGCGGUCAUGGAAUUCUUGGCAGGUCUCAGGUCUCGCAAAGUGCUGAAGAUGUGGCAGUUCAUGGACCAGGCAGAUAUUGAGACCAUGCGUGGUCUGAAGGACGCCAUGGCCCAGCAUGAAUCAUCAUCUGAGUACAAGAAAGUGGUCAACCGUGCUCUCAACAUCCCAGGAUGCAAAGUGGUGCCCUUCUGUGGCGUGUUCCUUAAGGAACUUAGUGAGGCUUUGGAUGGUGCGGCCAGCAUUAUUGGACUCCGUCCAUCAUUUGAUUCUGAAGAAGAUCCUGUUGAGUUUGUCACCGACUACAAUGGCCAGCAGCACUUCCUGCAGAGGGUUGGGAGCGAUGGACUCCACAGCUCAGACAAAGAGGUGACCGUCAGUAAUAUUCUGCAGACGAUUCGCAGCUGCAACCGAAGCCUGGAGGCUGAGGAGCCUGAGGAGAAGGCACAAGAGAUCACAGUUUGCCCCAAAAAUUCUUUCAAAGACAAGAGCAGAAGCCAGUUUUUAGUAGGAGACCUCUCAGACUCUGAAGGGGACCCACUUGAGCUGACUAAGGACAUAAACCUCCAGGCCACAGAAGAGGUGCGUGGACUAUUUAGCCACGGUACAGAGCUCAUCCCCUGGUACGUGCUCUCUCUUCAGCCGGAUAUCCACCAGUUCCUGCUCCAGGGAGCAACUGUUAUCCACUACGACCCCGAGACCCAUCUCACCUCCCGCUGUCUCCUCCAUCUACAGCCCGAUAACUGCUUCCUUACCUGGUCCAAGUCCCACAGUAGCUGUGGCACAGGUGGAAAAGCCAGAGGCUUCAUGGGACAUCCACCAUCCCCAGACCACUUACCUCUGGGCCAACCUGUGCACUGCGGACUGACCGAUGGACUCCUAGACCUUAACGUGGUGAAGGGCGUGUUUAUGGGUCACCCUGGAGUGGAUGUUAACUAUGUGUGCCUGCAGCACAAACUAUGUAACAUGAACCCUGGUGAAAAUGGUGUCACGCUGCUAUAUGGACUUCACACCACAGACAACAGGCUCCUGCACUUUGUGGCCCCCAGACACACGGCACAAAUGCUGCACGAGGGCCUCCAGGAGCUGCUCAAUGCCAUCAGGAAGAUCAGGAAGUUUCCUGACCAGAGACUGCAAUGGCUGCGAAAGCAGUAUGUUAGUUUGUACCAGGAGGACGGUAGAUUUGAGGGGCCCACACUGGCCCAUGCUAUCGAGCUGUUUGGUGGGAGACGCUGGAAUAUGGGCGCUAGUGGCCCUGGAUCCACCAGCAAGAGUGCAGAGAAGAACUCAGCCCAGAAAAACAGCCCGCUGGGCAUUAACUCCAACGUCAAGAAGAAGAAGAAAGCCUUAGUCAGGGGAGACAGUGGUGAUGGAACAGAUGAUGAGAUGAUCUCACGCAAGACCAGGAGCUGUAAAGAGACUUUGGGGAGGAGAGAGUCAGACCCUUUGGAAAGUGUUGAGCAGGAAAACGCUGAGGACUGCAGUACCUUUGGCCACCAUGGACCCCUUUCCUUAUCCAACAGCAAAGGCCAGUCUCCUGGAUCCUCCUUAUCCUCCUCCUCAUCUUCCUCUGGCUCCUUUAACACAAACACCUCCAUCCCUACACGCCCCCAUUCGUCCCCCGUUCUCCCCGGCAACUCCAAAAGUCAGCCAGGGGCCUGGAGCAGUCGGAGCUGGCAUGGUCGAGGGAAAGGCUGCUUUAGGGGCUUCCAGGACCUCAUGAUCUCCGACAGCAUCAUGAGCUUUGUUGAAUUUGUAGAGCUCUUCAAGUCUUUUAGCAUUCGCAGUCGUAAGGAUCUGAAGGAACUCUUUGACACCUACGCUGUGCCUUGUAGUCGCUCAGGUCCUGACUCUAUCCCACUCUACACCACACUGAGGAUUGAUGACAAACUAACAGGACUGCAACCGGAUCUUGAUCUCCUGACUCGCAACGGCUCUGACCUGGGCCUUUUUAUCCGCACACGUCAGCAAAUGUCUGAUAACCAGAAGCAGAUUUCAGACGCCAUCGCAGCUGCUAGCAUCGUAACCAAUGGCACUGGAGUGGAGAAUUCAUCGCUGGGUGUGCUGGGACUGGCCAUCUCUCAACUCAAUGACUUCCUGGUCAACUGUCAGGGAGAACAUCUGAGCUAUGAUGAGAUCCUCAGCAUCAUACAGAAAUUUGAGCCUUCUUCAAACAUGCGUCAGAUGGGGUGGAUGUCCUUUGAAGGAUUUGCCAGGUUUCUAAUGGACAAGGACAACUUUGCCUCUAAAAACGAGGAGUCUCAAGUGAAUCUGGAUGAGCUCCAGUAUCCGCUCUCGUACUAUUACAUCGAGUCCUCUCAUAAUACGUACCUCACGGGCCAUCAGCUGAAAGGAGAGUCUUCAGUGGAGCUCUACAGCCAGGUGUUGCUGCAGGGCUGUCGUAGCGUUGAGUUGGACUGCUGGGACGGGGACGACGGCAUGCCUGUUAUUUACCAUGGACACACUCUUACUACUAAGAUUCCCUUCAAGGAUGUUGUCGAGGCCAUCAAUCGUUCAGCGUUUGUGAACUCAGAGAUGCCUGUGAUUCUGUCAAUCGAAAACCACUGCUCUUUACCACAGCAACGCAAAAUGGCUGAGAUUUUUAAGACAGUGUGUGGUGAGAAGCUGGUGACCAAGUUCCUGUUUGAGAGUGAUUUUGCAGAUGAGCCUUUGCUUCCGUCUCCCCUGCAGCUCCGAGGGAAGAUCCUACUGAAAAAUAAGAAGCUGAAAGCUCACCAGGCUCCAGUGGACAUUCUCAAACAAAAGGCACAUCAGCUGGCUCACAUGCAGGCCCAGGCCAACAACGGCACAGUCAGUGGAACAUCCUUGGGAAACAAUGAUGAAGAAGAAGAGGAGGAAGAAGAGUAUGAUUAUGAUUAUGAGUCAUUAUCUGAUGCUGAUGUCCUCAAUGCUUCCACAGCCUCUUAUGGCCAGGAAGACAAUAUUCUGGAUGACAAACCCGAAGGCAAGUCAUCCACUGAGAAACUUCAGUAUGAGUCCAAUGAUGAGAUGCCCAAGCGGUUCAAGAAAGCGGGAAGCAAAGGAAAGAUGUUUGACAUGGAACUAGGAGAGGAGUUCUACCUGCCCCAGAAUGAGAAGGAGAGCAGACAGAUCGCUCAAGAGCUCUCUGAUCUGGUCAUCUACUGUCAGGCUAUCAAAUUCCCAGGCCUCUCCACCCUCUCCCCAUCAGGCUCUGGAAGGGGAAAAGACAGAAAAAGCCGGAAAUCCAUUUUUGGCAGCGCUCCUGCUCGCGGAAGCCCCGGGGAGCCUGUGACGUUGGUCCGAGCUCCAGGGAAAGCCAGUCUGGAGGGCAUUCGGAUGAACUGGGAGGAACAAACAUCGUUGACACUGAGCCCGAGCACCUCUCUCAGCUCCAUCAUCCGCACACCCAGAUGCUACCAUAUCUCCUCUGUCAACGAGAACGCUGCAAAGCGUCUGUGUCGCCGCUACUCCCAGAAGCUCAUCCAGCACACCAGCUGCCAGCUGCUCCGCACGUACCCUGCAGCCACACGCAUCGACUCCGCCAACCCCAAUCCUCUCAUCUUCUGGCUGCACGGAAUCCAGCUGGUUGCCCUCAACUAUCAGACUGAUGAUCUGCCCAUGCAGCUGAACGCAGCUCUGUUCGAGGCUAAUGGUCACUGUGGUUAUGUGCUGAAGCCUCCGGUCCUGUGGGAGCAAAGCUGCCCUCUCUAUCAGCAAUUUUACCCUCUGGAUCGAGACCUGGAGAACAUGACCCCCACGCUCUACACUCUCACUAUUGUGUCGGGACAGAAUGUGUGUCCGGGGAACUCGAACGGAAGUCCCUGUGUGGAAGUGGAGGUGUUGGGUAUGCCGGCAGACAGCUGCCAUUUCCGCACCAAGCCUAUACACCGCAACACACUCAAUCCCAUGUGGAAUGAGCACUUCCAGUUUCAUGUGCACUUCGAGGAUAUGGCAUUUCUGCGCAUUGCUGUCAUGGAGAACAACAGCUCACAGGUCACCGCUCAGCGGAUACUGCCCCUCAAAACCCUCAAACCAGGCUACAGACACCUGCAGUUGAGGAACCUGCACAAUGAGUCUCUGGAGAUCUCUAGUCUGUUCAUCUUCAGCCGUAGGACGGAGGAGAGUCCCACCGGAGGACCACUGCCUGUGUCUGUGCUGUUCAGCACGGAGGAAAGACGCGCCGCCCAGCAGCACAAAGUGACAGUGCAUGGAGUUCCAGGCCCUGAACCCUUCACCGUAAUGUGUGUUGAUGAAUACACCACGGCCAAGCAGCUCCUGGACUCUUUAUUUCCGACUACCUCCUUCAACUACUUCCUGAUGGAGGAGAAAAUGCCUCUGUGCAAGGAGAAGAGCGAGUCGAAGAGAGCCCCUCAGCAGCGCCCCCUAGCGAAUGAUGAACGGCUCCUGAGAGUUACUCACAGCUGGCAGCCGCAGGAAGGAUAUGUGGGCAGAAUAUACCUGAAAACCAAGGAGGAGCAGAACAUCAAUGAGAAGAAUACGGUGAUGGAUGGGGUGGAGGAGGUGAGCAGCGGAGAGGACGACACGUUCCUCGUGCAGGUUCAUGAUGUUUCUCCUGAGCAGCCUCACACGGUCAUCAAAGCCCUGCGUUACAGCACCGCCCAGGACAUCAUCCAGCAGACUCUGAGCAAAGCAAAGUACUCUCUGAGCAUCCUGAGCAACCCUAACCCAUGUGACUACGUCCUGAUGGAGGAGGUUACUAAAGACGCGGGUGGAAAGAAAUCAUCCUCGGCUAAACCGUGUCAGCGUGUGCUGCAGGACCACGAGUUUGUGUUCCAGGCUCAGAGCCGCUGGAAGGGUGCUGGGAAGUUCAUCCUCAAACUCAAAGAGCAGAUCGCUCGUGAGGACAAGCGCAAGGGCGUGUCUUUUGCCAGCGAGCUACGGAAGCUGACGGGUCGGAGUCGGAGCUUGACUGUGAACACGAACAUGAACGGUCCAGCGGCUCAGGAGCCGACACACAUUAAGGAAGAGAAGGCUGCAUGUCCCAGCAUGGUGCCUCUGCCAGAGGCCUCGGAGUGAAGGAGCGCUCUGCAGUGUGUGUGUGCAGUGCAUGGAGCUCCCACAAGGUUCUCUGUCGAUGGGGCUGAAGGGCUGGAUGGCUUGGGUUCUCAGAGACUGUGUGCGGUAAAGUGUGGUGAUCGCACCCCUGUCCCGUCCACCGGGACCCUCCCGCUGCUGUGGAACUGGAAGCUGCAUAAAUGAGUCCAGACCCAGAGCAGCACCGCUAGUGUUCACUACUCUCACGUGAGUGAGAUACAGUCCAGCCUGAUGGAGAGCGGACGGCGUUUGAGCUCGUCCCGUGCAGAACACGAUGGCCUGGGUGAGUUAGGCUUGCUGAGGGGUCGAGGAUAGGUUUAGUCAGUUCAGCAUGUUACUGAAUAUACUUCUCCUUUUUAAAGAGUACUGUAAGUGAUGAAUGCGUUUAUAUGCAUUUCAUUUUUUAUUUGUGGUUUUGCACAUUAGUCCAGAUAUUUUGAAAGCUUUUUUAAAUACUUUAUUUACAUCCUUUUGGAUUGCUGAAAUUAAAUCAAGCAUAAAAAUGCUCCCAGCACAUUAGUGUAACACAGUCUUUUUGUUUUUUGACUUCCAAACCUUGAGUUCUUUUAUGAAUGUAAAUAUGGCGUGAUUUAGAGUUCAGAGCAAAUGUGCACAAGAUGUUGAGAAAGAUGCAAGACAGAUUUGUUCUGCAUAUUUUAGCAGCUAAUUGUAUUUGAUUGCUUUCAUUGCACAUGUCCUGCACUGCAUUUUUAUGACCAACAGCAAAAAAUGCAAGAUGUUGAGGGGUACCUUUCUAUAAACUGCCACGAAUCUAUUUACAGUAUUACAAAAACAAGCAUUUGAAGAAACAUCACAAUGUUUUUUUAUAUUUUAUAAAUGUAUAUAUGUUACUGAUUUAUUUCUUUAUUUUCAAAAUUUUUUUGGAGUAUUUAUAUCAAUUUAGUUUCUUGCAUUUAUGGAGAGCUGAAGAUCUUCACUGGCACUGUAAUGCUUGUUUUGGAAUAUUUUAAUUUAAAAUCAAUACAGUUUAGAGGUUUAUAUCCCAUUUGACCUUUGUAAUUGAAUGCCAGUUUUCUUUUUGUGUUCGAUUAAAUGUUGCUAUUAUAUAUACACAUGUGAUUCUAAACUCACUGCAUAGCAGUUGAAUCACCUAAAGCAGACCUGCAGUUCUUUUGCUUUUAAGUGGUCCAUUUUCUUUCUUGAAGUGAAAUCUUUCCUAAUUUAUUGAACAUUAUAGCCCAGGUUGGCUGUACUUUUCCAGAUGUGUACAUGAGUACAUAAUUAUGAAAUCUGCAUUAAUUUAUUUGUGAGGGCAUGAAUGUUCCUCCAGCCUGUUUGUACUGCAUUAAUGUAUGUUUGUAAUUUAGAUCUUUAGCACCGGAAUGUAGGAUCUCUCACCGUCUUGAGAGAGAUUCAAUAUUUUGACAUUUAAGUGGUGAAUGUAGGCACCAUUGAAGUGCACUUUGUGUGGUCCACUACAGCGGUAUAUCCUUUAAUAUCGUUUCAGUGUAUAUUUACCAUUGCUUUGUUUUGAACAAGCAAAUGUUUAGUGUGACACGAUGCUGUUAUUUUAGUUCAUUGAUAGUUAAUCUAAAACUUCUGUCUGUUUGGAGUUUAAAACAUGUCGAACUUUCUAUUAGUGAUGGUUUUCAGCACACGUAAAACUCUAGGAAUGUAUCAUCAAUAUUUUGAUGUAAAUCUUGGGUUGUUUACUCGAAACCAUCGAUUCAACCACAUUCAUCAAUAAACUGUUGAGAAAUCCAUGUUUGGUGAAACGGAUACUUUUACAUCACUGCCAGUAAAGACAUUGCUGGUAUCUUAUUUUACACAAAUGGAUACACAACAGCAUUUCAGCUCUUAAUUUACAUUCAUUCAUGUGUCCUGCUGUGUGUGUUGUGAUGUGAAUUCUAGACUCGUCUGCUCGCUCCCGUUUUGAAGAGCAGCAUCAAU
This is a messenger RNA of Sinocyclocheilus anshuiensis, 9063 nucleotides long. RefSeq names its product 1-phosphatidylinositol 4,5-bisphosphate phosphodiesterase epsilon-1. NCBI's taxonomy places the organism in Eukaryota, Metazoa, Chordata, Actinopteri, Cypriniformes, Cyprinidae. Bases 454 to 7134 code for a protein of 2226 amino acids. Gene Ontology annotation, biological process: Ras protein signal transduction; release of sequestered calcium ion into cytosol; phosphatidylinositol-mediated signaling. The record is from RefSeq and is a predicted model, not a curated record. The transcript has 36 exons. Gene Ontology annotation, molecular function: guanyl-nucleotide exchange factor activity; phosphatidylinositol-4,5-bisphosphate phospholipase C activity.